AUGGACGCGUCGGCUACCUCCUCACAUGAUGAUGAGAUGCUUGCACUAACACUGGGAGACGUUGAGCACUCGGAACGUCAUUCACAGAACAAAGAGAGUAUUGCAGAAACAUCAACAACAUUUGAGACCUUUAGUCACGAAAAUACCGAGCAGAAUGAAGCUCUUUCGAUGCCAUUGACGUUACCUGCUUCACCCACACUUUUGCCUCUAGCCUCAUCGCCCUCUUCAGCUAUUACGACCACGUCUGAAAGUCGUGCACCAAUUUUACGAUACAUAGCACUUGAUCGACAAGGUGUAACGGUUAGUGAACAAUACUUCCAUAGCGCUGCUGGGGAUUUUAAUGCUGAGAUGCAAAAAUCUAAUGACGAAUAUCGACGUUUAACCGAUGCAAUCAAUCUGAACGUAUCAAAUGAUACGAGUACAGUAACAAGUCGGUUAGUUUCUUCUCCACGCAAAGGUAAGAAAAGAAGACAAGGUACUAAUGUCAGCAUCGACCUACAGACAAAAAUCCGUAUCAUUGAAGUGGCAGAGCAAUACCAAUACGACCCAAAGAGUUCCAAUCGUAGCAAACAGGAAGGUGGAGGUAUGACAGGAAUACAUGGCAAGGAAAUUGUGAAUGGCAUUCGAUUAGCGGAGCAAUUUGGGCUUAAUAAGAGCACUGUGAGUCGAAUUUUGAAGCGCAAGGAGGAGUUUAAAAAGGCUUUCUACAAGGACAACAUCUCUGGUUGCUCGAAGCACAUUAACAAAAAGUCUAAAUUUGAUAAACUCAAUAGACUGGUUGAAAAUUGGUUUGAUACUAACCGAGAGAAGAACGGGACGAUCACAGACACUUUGAUCCGUGACGUUGGAAAGAAGUAUGCAGAUGAGUUAGGUAUUGAGGACUUUCGUGGGUCGAAUGGAUGGGUCCGCAGUUUGCGCAACCGCAAGGAGCACACUGCACGUAGCAAUGUGUCGGGUGAGGAACGGGAAGCUGAACAGAAGAAAAAGGACAAGGAAGCCAUUGAGCGCAUGCGAAAUAUAUUCCCAAAUGGAGUUAAGGACAUGGCUAGCUUUUUUAAGGACCUCUCGACGUACUUAGAGAAAGAUGGCGCUGGUAUGGGUGGUUUUGAAGACCUAAGCGAUAAUACCACAUGUAACAGCGGCAGUAGUGACAGCGCAAAACAUGCUAGCGCUAUGUUAGCUGGUGCAUCGUGUACGGAUAUAGACGACGGUAAUCAAGCCAAAGAUGAUGUAUCAAUCGCUGAUGAGUUUCUCAAAAAGAAAAUGAUUGAGUCUCUACGCGUAUGGUCACAGGAGCUGAUGACAUCCGAAUUUGUGAAGCUUAAAAAGCGUAUGAAACCACGGCAGGCAGCAAUUUUAUAG
Molecule: messenger RNA, 1362 nt
Organism: Peronospora belbahrii
Lineage: Eukaryota; Oomycota; Peronosporomycetes; Peronosporales; Peronosporaceae
Source: the annotation of a GenBank genome assembly